AUGCCGCCCCUCCGGACGCCCCAGGGCGUCUGGCGAUUCAAAUCUGCGAGCAGCGAUGCCGUGGUUGAGGCCGACAAGCUCUUCAGCCUGAACGACUUCCAGGGCCGCCAGACGUGGGAGUUUGAGGAGGGAGGCGACCCAGCAGAGCUCGAAAAGGUUGAGGAGCUGCGGGCGGCGUUCAAGGCUGGGCGCCACUCCCAGAAGCACAGGCGAGCGGCGGUUGGGGGUCUGCAGCCGGUCAAGGAGGGCCCGGGGCUUG
Monoraphidium neglectum is the source of this 259-nucleotide messenger RNA. RefSeq lists its product as hypothetical. NCBI's taxonomy places the organism in Eukaryota, Viridiplantae, Chlorophyta, Chlorophyceae, Sphaeropleales, Selenastraceae. The annotation marks the transcript as partial. The record is from RefSeq and is a predicted model, not a curated record. The transcript has a single exon.